Molecule: messenger RNA, 1356 nt
Organism: Daphnia pulicaria
Lineage: Eukaryota; Metazoa; Arthropoda; Branchiopoda; Diplostraca; Daphniidae
Product: E3 ubiquitin-protein ligase RNF113A-like
Exons: 5
Coding region: 182-1291 (369 amino acids)
Biological process (GO): snoRNA splicing
Cellular component (GO): U2-type spliceosomal complex
Molecular function (GO): metal ion binding
Source: RefSeq, a predicted model, not a curated record
AUCAAGAACCCAAUUAGAGGAAUCAGACAACAGUGCACCGGUAAUCCUUUUGAAAAGCCGACGACGAGAAGACGGAAGGAUUUUUUUUUAUUGUUCUCGUUUGUUGACAAGUCAAAAUACAUUUUUAUAUACGAAAAGGAAAGCUUGAUCCAACAAGAAAAUCCACAAACAAACAACAAAAAUGGCCGACGACAAUAAAGUUUGCACGUUUACAUUCAAGAAACGAAGAGGAGGAGGAGCCGCCAUGAGGAGAAAAGCUGAUGAUGACAAGAAAAGCAGCAGCGAAGAUGAAACUGUUGUUGCUCGAGUGGGGAAAAAGGAAUCGGCUGGACUUCUUUCGGCUAAAACUUUCAAAUCCACGAAAAAGUCCCGUCAAGAAAUCCAAAACAGCUCUGAUGAGGAAGUCAAGGAAAAGGUCACAGUCGUCUUCCAGUCUGACAGAAGUGCUGAGAACAAGAAAGAUGAUCUUGCCACUUCCACAGUUCAGAUCGACACUGCCAUCGAUCAAGAUGCCAGGACAAUUUUUGAGAAAUCUUUGCAAAUCCAGCAGGAGCUGAAAGGCAAAGCAGAUGACAAGAAAUAUCGUGGCCUUGCUAACUAUGCCCAGUACUACGAGAAAAGAGAUACAGCCCAAGGAAAUGCUGCAUCUGCCAAUGUGAGAAAAGGCCCUAUGCGAGCCCCAGCCAACAUCAGGUCAACAGUGAGAUGGGAUUACCAACCAGAUCUUUGUAAAGAUUACAAGGAAACGGGUUUCUGCGGUUUCGGAGACAGUUGUAAGUUCUUGCACGACCGUUCCGAUUAUAAAUUCGGAUGGCAGUUGGAGCGAGAAGAAAGGGGAAAAGGUGAGCCGGCCGAAGACGACUCAAAGUAUGAAAUACACUCGGACGACGAAGAUUUGCCCUUCAAGUGUUUCAUCUGUCGCGAGUCGUUCCAACAUCCCGUUGUCUCCAAGUGUAAGCAUUAUUUCUGCGAGGCCUGCGCCUUGAAACAUUACCGCAAAUCGCAGCGGUGUUUUGUUUGCGGCAAACAAACUUUUGGUGUCUUUAACCCGGCAAAGAGCCUCAUUGAGCGGCUCAAGUUGGAGGAAGAAGGCAAAACUUACAAGGAAGCAGACAGCGACGAGGAGCUCAACAACUUGGAAUUGAUUAUGCAGCCGUCUGGCAGCACUACUGGUAAACCUACGGGAGCAACAGCAGAUGUGGAAGAGCCCGUUACGGAGAUUGAGCACAUUCACUACGCAGACGAAGGAGUCGUGGCCAACGAUACGGAUUCAGAUGAUGACAGCGAUUGAGGAUAAGAUCAUCUUUAUUUUUUCCCCCCUACCAUUCACGUGUAAGAAUACAUUAUUUUGUAAUU